Molecule: messenger RNA, 3566 nt
Organism: Myxocyprinus asiaticus (Chinese sucker)
Lineage: Eukaryota; Metazoa; Chordata; Actinopteri; Cypriniformes; Catostomidae
Product: small G protein signaling modulator 3
Exons: 21
Coding region: 212-2479 (755 amino acids)
Molecular function (GO): protein binding
Source: RefSeq, a predicted model, not a curated record
CCACGAACAGGUGUAUGACGCAAAACAGUCGGUCGACGCAGUUGACCGUUGACAAUCAGAAAACAGGAGGAGCGUUUACGCAUAUCACAGACUUAAAACAUAUCCACAAUACAAAUGCGCAGCGCUUCUGAAAGAGAUUCAACAUGACAUAAGGGCUUGUGAAACCUGACCUGCUCAAGUUCAUCUACUCAACUCUUCAAACUCCAGGACCAUGUCAAGUAGUUAUACUCCAGCCCCAGGGGGACCUUUUUCGGCCCUCACACCCAGCAUGUGGCCUCAGGACAUCCUAGCCAAGUACUAUCAGAAAGACCCCAGUAUGGAAUCAGAACUACUGUACGAUGAAUUUGGGUUCCGAAUCGACAGUGAAGACGGGGUGGAGACACGGAAAUGGCUAUGUGGUGAGGGAGCCCCUCAAAGAGAAGACCCUCAGCAAAGACUUCGCUGGCAAGCCCAUCUGGAGUUCACCCACAACCACACUGUUGGAGACCUGACCUGGGACAAGAUCUCCCCCAACUUGCCCCGUUCAGACCGCCUUCGGUCACUGGUUCUUGGAGGCAUACCACACAGCAUGAGACCACAGUUGUGGAUGCGUUUGUCAGGGGCCCUACAGAAAAAGAGAACAUCAGAAAUUUCCUACAGAGAAAUUGUGAAAAACAGCUCUAAUGAUGACACCACAGCAGCCAAACAGAUAGAGAAGGAUCUUUUGCGGACCAUGCCCACUAAUGCAUGUUUCAGCACUUUGACAAGUGUGGGGGUGCCCAAGCUCAGGCGGGUCCUGAGAGGGCUGGCAUGGCUGUACCCAGACAUUGGCUACUGUCAAGGCACAGGCAUGGUGGUGUCUUGCCUAUUGUUGUUCCUGGAGGAGGAGGAUGCUCUAUGGAUGAUGUGUGCUCUGAUAGAGGACCUACUGCCUCCCUCUUACUUCUCCUCCACUCUGCUGGGAGUUCAGACUGACCAACGUGUGCUCAGACAGCUAAUAGUGCAGUACCUGCCCUGCCUUGAUCAGCUACUACAGGAGCAUGACAUCGAGCUGUCUUUAAUCACACUACACUGGUUCCUCACUGCCUUCGCCAGUGUGGUGGACAUUCGUAUCUUGCUGCGAAUCUGGGACCUGCUUUUCUAUGAGAGCUCUGUGGUAUUGUUUCAGGUCACACUGGGUAUGCUGAAGUUUAAGGAAGAUGAGCUGGUGUCUUCUGAAAACUCAGCAUCGAUCUUCAACACGCUAUCAGACCUGCCCAGUCAGCUGGUGGAUGGGGCAGCAGUGCUGGGUGAGGCCAUGCGUCUGGCAGGAUCUCUGUCUCAGGAAAACCUGGAUGCUCACAGACACAAGCAUCUGGCCUACAUCCUAGCAGAGCAAGCCCAGCACAACUCCAACAACUCCCAUUCCCUCAACAACAACUUCAACAAGGUGGUGCGCAGACAAAGCCUGCACAGGAAAUCCACCCUGAGCUCGCUGCUCUUCGGGGAGGAUGAGGUUGAGGCGCUGAAGGCCAAAAACAUUAAACAGACAGAGCUGGUGGCGGCAUUGAGAGAAGCCAUCAGCCGCACUGCAGAGCACUUUCACUGCCUGGACCCCCGCAAUUGCAGCACUGAUUUGACUCCUGACUACACUAUGGAGAGUCAUCAAAGGGAUCAUGAGAACUUCCUGGUCGUAUCCCAGAAUCGUCGGAGAAGAGCCAAAGCCUUACUUGACUUUGAGCGGCAUGACGAUGACGAACUGGGUUUCCGGAAAAAUGACAUCAUCACAAUCAUCUCACAGAAAGAUGAGCACUGCUGGGUGGGAGAGCUGAACGGCCUGAGAGGCUGGUUUCCUGCUAAAUUCGUGGAAAUCUUGGAUGAGCGAAGCAAAGAGUACUCUCUGGCUGGAGAUGACACUGUAACUGAAGCAGUGAAUGAUUUGGUUAGAGGGACGUUGUGUCCUGCACUCAAGGCUAUUUUUCAGCAUGGUCUGAAGAAGCCCUCCAUACUGGGUGGGCCCUGUCACCCCUGGCUCUUCAUCGAGGAGGCAGCCAGCAGAGAAGUGGAGAGGGAUUUCAACUCUGUAUACUCCAGACUGGUGCUGUGCAAAACCUACAGGUUAGAUGAAGAUGGGAAGGUGCUCACACCUGAAGAGCUGCUUUACAGAGCAGUGCAGUCUGUCAAUAUGAGCCAUGAUGCUGCACAUGUUCAGAUGGAUGUCAAAUUCCGCUCGCUCAUCUGUGUAGGGCUAAAUGAGCAGGUGCUGCACCUGUGGCUGGAGGUACUGUGUUCUAGUAUGAGUGCAGUGGAGAAAUGGUACCAUCCCUGGUCUUUCCUGCGCAGUCCUGGCUGGGUCCAAAUAAAGUGUGAACUCAGAGUUCUCUCAAAGUUUGCCUUCAGUCUUUCCCAAGACUGUGAGCUGCCUACCAAAAAAGAGGAGAAGGAGCAGAGGCCACUGAAGGAGGGCGUUCAGGACAUGUUGGUGAAACAUCAUCUCUUCAGCUGGGAUAUCGAUGGCUAAACAAUGGCCCUCUCCUGUAGCCCGUGAGCUACAAACAUAGCCAAACCACACUUUCCUUUUCAAACCAUCUGCAGUAAACAGGGAUCAAAUGUGAAAAUUCAUGUUCAUUUCACAUACAGCUUUAGAUCACAUUAAAAUGGUGUGUUUAUGUGUCUCCAUACAAUAUUUUCAUGUUGACGUGUACCACAGAAGAGACACUGUAUAAACAACAAUCUGUACAAGAGAGUCCCAUGCUUCCAUUGCCAAGAGUUCACUCAGUAUCAAACUACGGAAAGGGCCAGUGUGGUAUGUAUGCAAGCACUUCCUUUUCCUCCUAGAAAGAUAAAUGUUGCACGAUUAUAGUGAUCAUGGGUGAAUGUUGGAUUUGCACACUUUUGUUAAAUUGCUCCAUUAACCACUGUAUGUUAAGCUAUAAAAACAUUUUUCAAGAUCAAGCUUUGCUGUAUCAAACAAUUUAACCCUUUUUUUUUUUUUUUUUAUAUAGGAUUUUCAAGUAGCGUGUUUUCUUUAUUAUAUUUUAGCGCGACUGUACAAAAACAGCCUGCGGUUACCACUCCCUCAUCUGUAACAUGAAAUUGACAUGAAAUUACAUAAAACAAAAUCAAGCCUAAUGAUGGAAGGUGAUGGAGAAAGCUAAUUAACUGUAAUCAGAUCUCUCUCUCAUGUCCCCAAGCUGAAUUCUCACUGAUGAUGUUUGUACUGCAGUCACUGAUUGAAUCUGUCUCUGUUGGGGCUGUGAAGGAUGUCAGUGAUUCAUUGUUGGUUGUUACAUAUUUUGCUAUUUCUUAUGAACUUUGUAAAGUAGAGUCCUUAGCUGUAAGCUUCAUUGCAGUCUACAUCAUUAGUCAUAAUGGGUGACAUUGAAUUGCAGGCUUUGAAACUCAGUUAGAAUUAUGUGAAAAGGCCUUCUGUUGUUCCUCUGCAAGAGCCUACUGUGGCACACGAUGGAAAGGAUCCAUUUUCUAGUUCUUGUGAUUGGUUGACAUGCAAGAACCAAACAUUCUGUAAUGUUGUAGCAUGACCAAAUCACAGAGCUUUGGUCAUAUUCACAUACACUGAUGUAUACGUAAAUAAAUCUACAUAUCUG